AUGAAACUUGAAUUAUAUAAUGAUAUAGUAACAACAAUUCGAAAAUUUCGAGGCUUAUCAAAAGAUUGUAGAGAUAUUUUAAAAGAAAAAUAUAAUGACAUUCCAGUAUAUACAUUGUAUAGUAUAUUAUCUUUAGAAGUACAACAUAAAAUGAAAGUCAAUCAUAGCAAAUUAUUUGGUAAUAAUAAAAAUUAUUAUGAUACUUAUAUGGAAGCUGUACAAAGUGGAGAACCUGUUGGAAUUUUAUUGAAAAUGGCGAAAGAUAUUGGUGCACCUCCUGCAUUGUUAGCUAGAAAUGUUCUUGAAAAACAUUGUGGAAAAGAUGAAUUUAAUGUCUCUAGGAACGAAGUUAGCAAAUUAUUUAAGGAUACUACUCUUAUACAAGACAAAGAUCUUGCAUAUGAAGUCUAUUUGUGCAUAUUAUAUGAUAAUUUGUAUGGACCUAUAUCAGAUGCUGUUGGAACUUCUGUAGGUCAAGAAUAUGAAUUAAAGUUACAAAACUACUUGACAGAACGAAAUCUCGCAUUUCGUAAUGAAGAACACUUGAGAUCAAGAGGAUAUGACAAAACUCCAGAUUUUAAACUUGAGGUACCAAUUGCAAUAAAUGGUUUUGUAAUUAACUGGAUAGAAUCUAAAGCAAGAUUUGGAAAUACAGAAAUACAUCAGAAGUAUAUUAAAGAACAAUUUCUGAGUUACUGGAAUAGAUUUGGACCAGGACUUGUAAUUUACUGGUUUGGAUUUUUGGAUAAUUUAAGUGAACCCAAUGAAAAAAGGUUUAUUAUUAUGGAUCAUUUUCCAGAAGAAAUUACAUAUAUGGAUCCUACUUGCAUUAAACCUACAACUUUAUAAUCAUAAAAGAUCAUGUUUUAUUUCAUAACAAUAUUCGUGUUAUAUACAAUAAAAAUUAUUAUCAUUAAUUUUAAAAUGAUAAAAUGAUUUAUUUUUAUUAUUUUUAAUCUUUUAAAAUU
Molecule: messenger RNA, 968 nt
Organism: Apis laboriosa (Himalayan honeybee)
Lineage: Eukaryota; Metazoa; Arthropoda; Insecta; Hymenoptera; Apidae
Product: CDAN1-interacting nuclease 1
Exons: 6
Coding region: 1-849 (282 amino acids)
Source: RefSeq, a predicted model, not a curated record